Acomys russatus (golden spiny mouse) is the source of this 415-nucleotide messenger RNA. Its product is annotated as calcitonin gene-related peptide 1. Lineage: Eukaryota; Metazoa; Chordata; Mammalia; Rodentia; Muridae. Gene Ontology annotation, cellular component: extracellular region. The coding region runs from base 5 to 415 and encodes 136 amino acids. Gene Ontology annotation, molecular function: hormone activity; calcitonin receptor binding. The record is from RefSeq and is a predicted model, not a curated record. The transcript has 3 exons.
CAUUAUGGGCUUUCUGAGGUUCUCCCCUCUUCUGGCCCUCAGCAUCUUGCUCCUGUACCAGGCAUGCAGCCUCCACGCAGUGCCUUUCAGGUCAACCUUGGCAAGCAGCCCAGGCAUGGCCACUCUGAGUGAAGAGGAGGCUCGCCUGCUGGCUGCACUGGUUCAGGAUUAUGUGCAGAUGAAAGCCAGGGAGCUGGAGCAGGAGGAGGAACAGGAGGCUGAGGGCUCCAGCUUGGACAGCCCCAGAUCUAAGCGGUGUGGGAAUCUGAGUACCUGCAUGCUGGGCACGUACACACAAGACCUCAACAAGUUUCACACUUUCCCCCAAACUGCAAUUGGGGUUGGAGCACCUGGCAAGAAAAGGGAUAUGGCCAAGAACUUGGAGACAAGCCGCCACGCCCUUUUUGGCAACUAA